CUCUCUCCAAAGAGGAGCAAAAGAAGAUCAACAAAAGGCUUGGCAGAGAGAAAACAGAGAAGUUAAACCAAAGCAAUGCAAGGAUCAAGGAAGAUGGAUUUGAAGCAAUUACAGAAUGUAAUGAAAGAGCCAAAAGUUGGCGUGGUGGUGAAGACUGAGACCCCCAUUUCUGAUGACAUUCAACACAAACCAGAACUCGAUUCUGGCUCUGCUCUUCAACUCUUUCUUGAUCGCAUUCCCAUCACUUCAAUUCCUGGCAUCAAAAACUCACCUGAAAUACAAAUUUUGGAACUGAAUGCUGGGCAUGGUGUAAGGGAAGCUAUACAAAUGUUGUAUGAGAGGGAUGUAUGUGCUGCGCCCAUUGCUGAUGCUUUAGACCCUGAUGCAACAACCAUUGCAAGAUUUUCGGAUCGGUAUAUUGGUUUUAUUGAUUUUGCGAGCAUCUUUCUUUGGUCACUGCACAAAUGUGAAAAACCCCAUGUUAAAACCAAAGAAAAUGGUGGUGAGAGUUUCUUCACCAUGCUUGAUCAAAAUCCUCAAAUUGGCCACACCAAGAUCGGUGAGCUAGCUACAGAAUUUCUAUGGGAUCCCUUCUUCCCUGUGCGCUUAGAUGACACGCUCUUUCAUGUUCUGCUACUGCUUUCGAAGCACCGCCUACAAGUCGUGCCUGUCGUAGAGCAACCAAAAUCGCAGGUCAUUGGUUUUGUUACACAGAGUGCAGUAAUGCAGCUGCUACUUCAAUCAAGUGGACUAGACUGGUUCGAUAGAAUUGCAGACAGAGCUUUAUCCGAGUUCCGGUUUGAGAAUGGAGAUCAUGUCGUUCAAGUAUGUGGAGACCAAAGCUUAGCAGAAGGUCUUCGGAUGUUAUGCAAGAACCAAGUAGAUGCAAUUGCAGUUGUUAAAAGAGAAACCAGGAGACUUAUUGGUACUAUCACAAGAAGUGACAUUUACCUUCUUCUGGAGAAUGAUAAUCUCAUCCCCAAUAGAGAGACUCUAACCACAGAGGAAUUCAUUCAUAUGGAGACUGGUAGAGCAGACUCCGACCCCACCAUUGAACGAGACAUCGGAGCCCUUAUCUCAGCAGGGGCUCUCCGCCUAAAAAACAGUUUCCUUCCAAGAAUGGACCAGCCGGUGACUAAUAAGAAAAUGGACACCCUCAAGGAAGCCAUGAAGAAGCUGGCUGAUACAAAGAGCAAUUUCAGUUUUCUGGUAAAUGAUUCACAUCAGGCAACAGGUUUACUCACGAUAAGAGACAUAAUCAUUCAAUUUGCUCCACCCUGCAUAGACUCAAGUUUUCAUGGAGACGGUUUCUUUGAAUCUGCUCUAGAACAGACCGGAUGCAAAGUCAAAAAUGGAACCAUAGCCCGUAAUAGUUGAUUUGUUUACUUAUGGAGAGAUCAAUAAACAGUGAGAAGAUAUUAAUCUAACGGUGUCUAUGAGUACAAGGUUUAUGUCUUUACGAUAGGCUGAUUGAUGCCAAGUUUACUGCUUGUAACUUAAGCUAAUGCUUCUUUAUCACUACAGCAAAUUGGAA
This is a messenger RNA of Pistacia vera, 1534 nucleotides long. RefSeq names its product SNF1-related protein kinase regulatory subunit gamma-1-like. NCBI's taxonomy places the organism in Eukaryota, Viridiplantae, Streptophyta, Magnoliopsida, Sapindales, Anacardiaceae. The transcript has 6 exons. The record is from RefSeq and is a predicted model, not a curated record. The coding region runs from base 76 to 1377 and encodes 433 amino acids.